CCUACACUCCUCUCUCGCUCUCUCUCGCUCUCUCUCUCUCUCUCUCUCUCUCCCCCUCUGUCUGUCUGUCUCUCUUUCUCUCAGCUCUCUUUCCGACGUUCGUUUGUCUUUUGAAAGGAUUUGGCAGCACCCAGGAUACCCGUGAUCUUCACAAAGAGACAUUUCUGGUCAGAAUAACCUUGGAUACCAAUGGUCAUGGUCAAAGAAAAAGUGGCUCAUGCGCAGGACACACACACACACCACCACUCCACAGAGAAGCCCCUGAUCCAGUGCUACAAGUGCGGAGAGCCAUGUAAGGGGGAGGUCCUACGGGUGCAGAAUAAACACUUCCAUCUCAAGUGCUUCACCUGCAAAGCAUGCGGCUGUGACCUGGCCCAGGGGGGCUUCUUCAUGAAGAAUGGAGACUAUCUGUGCACCCUGGACUACCAGCGCAUGCACGGCACCCGCUGUAAUGGCUGUGGGGACUUUGUAGAGGGGGAAGUGGUCACCGCCCUGGGCAAGACUUACCACCCUGCCUGUUUCGUCUGCACCAUCUGCAAAAGACCCUUCCCUGCUGGAGACAGAGUGACCUUCAAUGGGAAGGACUGUCUGUGUCAGUAUUGUGUACAGCCAAUGUCUCCGGGACCCAAGGACAUCCUGGGCUCCAGCAAUUGUGCGGGCUGUGGUCGAGACAUUAAGAAUGGACAGGCACUCCUAGCCUUAGACCGACAGUGGCAUCUGGGUUGCUUUAAGUGUAAGGCUUGCGGCAAAGUCCUGACUGGGGAGUACAUCAGCAAGGACGGCGCACCCUACUGUGAGAAAGACUACCAGAUCCAUUUUGGCGUCCAGUGUGAGGCGUGUCAUCAGUUCAUCACGGGGAAGGUGCUAGAGGCGGGUGAUAAGCAUUACCACCCUAGCUGUGCACGAUGCAGCAGGUGCAACCAAAUGUUCACGGAGGGAGAGGAGAUGUACCUGCAAGGAUCAACAGUCUGGCAUCCUGGCUGUAAGAACACCACGAAAUCAGAGGAGAGACACAGGGAGCGGCCUACGAGGUCGUCAUCCGAAAGUAUUUGUUCCAGACCUGCUUCAAGCAUACCUGGCUCACCGGGUCACACGAUCUAUGCAAAAGUAGACAAUGAGAUCCUUGAUUACAGAGACCUUGCUGCCAUUCCUAAAGUCAAAGCCAUUUAUGACAUUGAGCGCCCUGACCUUAUUACCUAUGAACCUAUGUAUACCACCUCCCUGGAUGAGAGAGAGGAGAUACGAGAAAGUGUGGGAGAGCUCCACACCGCCAGGAGGGAGCGCUCCCCCAUGCCAGAUGACAAGCCCUCGAGAAACAUGUCGCCUACACCACCCAGUGAGGGCUCUUAUGACAGGAGGGAACGCAUCCUCCAGAGAUCCACCAGUCAGGGCUCCAUAGGAUCACCCGUUUAUAAUCGCCAUGGUUACACCCCCACGUUGUCACGGUCGCCACAGCAUUUUCACAGGCCAGAAGCUCUGACAGGCAUGCAGAAGCUCUGCUCCUCCUUGUGCAGUAACAGUGUUGGCUCCAGAAAUAGUGACUCCCGCCCCACCUCCCCUUUCAGACACCACUUCCUCCCCCAUAGCCAAGGCACUGACCCGCCAAGCGGCCGGAACUCCCCCCUCCCCCUCAGGCCUGACAGCCGGCCAGUCACUCCGCCUCUCUCUCAGACCCCUAAACAUUUCCACCUCCCAGACCAAGGGAGCAACAUCUACAGAAAGCCGCCGAUCUACAAACAACACGGUUCAGAAGGGAGGAGACGAUCCAGAGAGGAGGAGGAGGAAGAAGCCUUGAAAAAGAAGCAGCUCCAAGAGGAACACCUCAACAAGAUCCAGUCUGGUUUAGGUAAACUCAUUCUGAAGGAGGAGAUGGAAAAGGAGCAGAUCAGAGAGCGUCAUGCUCGCAGUCUCUCCGCUCAGCGCUAUGACCCAAAGCAGACCAACUGUGAUGCGGAUCCAGCUUCUCCAACCAAAACAAACUCCCUGCCCGGCUAUGGAAGGAACGGACUGCAUCGGCCCCAGUCCACAGAUUUCACCCAGUACAACAGCUACGGAGACAUGUGCGGAGGAGGAAGAGAGUUUCAGCACAUUAAGGAUGGCCGUGCAGCACUUGCAAGGAUGGACAGGGGAGUAUCUAUGCCUAAUAUGUUGGAACCAAAAGUGUACCCCUAUGAAAUGCUCAUGAUAACCAGUAGAGGGAGAGCUAAACUGCCGAGGGAAGUGGACAGAACCAGACUGGAGCGCCACUUAGCGCCCGAAACGUUCUUUGACAUCUUUGGAAUGGAGAUCCAGGAGUUUGACAGGCUUCCCCUGUGGAAACGCAACGACAUGAAAAAGAAGGCCAAGCUCUUCUAGCAGUCAGAGCAGCAUGCAUAUUCUGUACAUUCAUUCAGAUAGCACACCACCAACUGUAAUGUAGUUGUAGGUUUUCUUUUUUUCUCUUUUUAUUCUCUUUUUUCUUUUGACAUAAUCAAGGAAGCGAUGAAAUGAACUCUUUCUCUUAUGCUUCCCAAAACUGUGAGCUGAAUGAUUUGUCCAGUUAGUAUAGACUUGCAAAGCGAAUGAUGAAUGGGAAUCUCUUCCAUGUUCAAAAAUGACAAAGAAUGACACUGAAGGAACGAGAGGGUCAUGGUAUUAUUUUUCGGACUGCGCUUGUUUUACUUCCUGCUUUGCUUUGAAUGGAACUGCUCUUCUCCUUUCUUGCUUGUUUCCUCCUACUAUUUGUUGCUGUUGAUUCCUGUGGAACUUUGUAAGUACAGUAGAAACUCAUGGCGCCAUUAUGAAAUGUCCAUGCUCAUAGUUUGAACAUGAGUCAGCUUUUCCACACUUGGGCUGAAACGGUUUCAGCCCAACGAUGGCACUGGAUUGACUCAGUGAGUCUUCAUUAUAAAAGCCACUGCAGUUAGCUGACCUACUGUUUAACUGGAUCUACAAUAUGAAAAAUUACUUAUUUAACACUUACUGUCAGUUGCCUCCCCCAGGCUACUGUACAUACAUCCAUAUUUGACUCUGCCUAAAAAAAAAAUACAAUCUCUCUCUCUCUCUCUUCUCAGGCUCUCAUAAACAUGGCCAGAUACUUUCCCUUUCAUUAUAUUGGAAAACCAAAUCCUAUGAACCGCAUUUUAAUGCGAUAUUCAACAUACACAGAGUAACCUGCAGUAAACAAAACACCCGAUGUAAGAAGUAACUGUAUUUGAAAUUACUGUUUUAUAAAUGAAACCCACACUGCCAUUUGUUGUAUUGAAAUCUAAGCCAAUAAAGCUUUAAAUCACCCUGAACCAUAUGCUCCUGGGCUAUACCAAAGGUAUUCUGCACCUGUAUUCUUUCUCUUUUUUUUAAUUCUCUGCAUUGUAAUCCAUAAUAAACACCAUGGUUCUGCAAUGUUACACAGAAACAGUGUGGGAGGUCAUUUGAGGGCUGUUUCACAGUCCUGAAAGUU
This is a messenger RNA of Lampris incognitus (smalleye Pacific opah), 3439 nucleotides long. It is a transcript of the gene ablim1a, whose product is annotated as actin binding LIM protein 1a. Gene Ontology annotation, cellular component: actin cytoskeleton; stress fiber. Lineage: Eukaryota; Metazoa; Chordata; Actinopteri; Lampriformes; Lampridae. Gene Ontology annotation, biological process: lamellipodium assembly; cytoskeleton organization; cilium assembly. The coding region runs from base 190 to 2355 and encodes 721 amino acids. The transcript is spliced from 24 exons. The record is from RefSeq and is a predicted model, not a curated record. Gene Ontology annotation, molecular function: actin filament binding.